GGAAUAUUUUUUGACCUUGUGUUUUGUUUGUUCAUCGAUUUGUAAAGUUAGACUGCAAUUGUAAGGCUUCUAUUCUACCUGAUUGGAUGGUCUAUAAAAUAAUAAACUUCUAAAAUUAUAGUGAAUUGUGUGUUCAAUAAUAAAUCAAGCAAUUGCCACUUGUGUUCGACUUUUUUCCUCGACUUUUCUUUCAUAAUGUCUGACAAUAUUGAUGAAUUCUUCGAAGCCGCCCUAUCUUUAGUGAAGACCGCCGGAAACCUCAUAACGGAGUACAGAGAGGGUUGUAAACUAUUCGAACUGAAGUCGUCAGAUAUCGAUUUAGUCACAGAAAUUGAUAAAAAGGUCGAAGAAACUCUUAUCAAUGGUCUAUCGAACAAAUUCCCCGAUCACAAGUUUAUUGGUGAAGAGACAGUUUCUGAUGGUGGCAAGUGCGAGUUGACUGAUGAUCCGACGUGGGUGAUCGACCCAGUGGACGGUACAAUGAAUUUCGUGCAUGGAUUCCCCCAUAGUUGUAUAUCAGUUGGGUUAAUGAUCAACAAAGUUGGUGUUGCGGGCAUCGUGUACAACCCUAUUCUCCAACAGUUGUUUACAGCAAAGAAAGGUCAAGGGGCUUAUUUAAAUGGCAAGCCAAUUCAUGUAUCUCAAAUGACAGAACUGAAGAAAGCUUUGAUUACAUUCGAGACGGGUACGAGCAGAGAUGAAGAAAGGUAUAAGGCGAUGUUAGAAAAUUUCCAAUUAAUUGUCAACAAGGGUCAUGGAGUGAGAUCAUUGGGUUCUGCAGCUUUGAACAUGUGUAUGGUAGCGCUGGGUGGGGCUGAUGCUUACUUCGAGUUUGGUAUUCAUGCUUGGGACAUUGCUGCUGGUGCUGUGAUAGUUAGAGAGGCAGGUGGAGUUUGCAUAGACCCUGCUGGAGGGCCUCUUGAUGUCCUAUCCCGUAGAGUGCUGGCUGCUGGCACCACAGAACUAGCUCAGGAGCUAGCACAGACUCUAGUACAAUUUUAUCCAGAGAGGGAUUAAAUUUCUAAAAAUAUUGAUUAUGUACUAUUUUAAUUUGACAAUAUUGUAAAAAUAAAUGUAUGUAAAUUAAAAAACAAA
Galleria mellonella (greater wax moth) is the source of this 1095-nucleotide messenger RNA. RefSeq names its product inositol monophosphatase 1. The coding region runs from base 196 to 1017 and encodes 273 amino acids. Gene Ontology annotation, molecular function: inositol monophosphate 1-phosphatase activity. Gene Ontology annotation, biological process: signal transduction; inositol metabolic process; phosphatidylinositol phosphate biosynthetic process. NCBI's taxonomy places the organism in Eukaryota, Metazoa, Arthropoda, Insecta, Lepidoptera, Pyralidae. The transcript has a single exon. The record is from RefSeq and is a predicted model, not a curated record.